UCUGCCAAUAAGAAGGUUGUAUCUUCGUAAGGUCUCCACAAACGACGAUAGACAUAUUCAUAUGUCGUCAACAAGGAAAGAAUGUAACAGCAUGUUAACCCGGUACGCUGGGGGCAACUUAUCUCGCCUGCAUGUCGCCUGUCGUAAUUGUAUGCAAUAGGGCCGACACGACGUCGAACGGAUUGGGCAAUCCCUUCGAGUGGAGACUGACGGGGACUUCCCCGAGAGAUCCAAAUAAGGCGUGCCAAUGACAUCAUGACUUCCGCUUCCGGUACCUUGAGGAAGUUGCAAACGUGCAACGACAUCUCCCAAAGCAACAAACACAUGUCGAGAUCUUCAGAGACGUGUGACGUCAUAUUCCAAGUGGGCAAGGAGAAGAAGCCUGUGACGGCUCAUCGCCACGUGCUUAUCAGUAGAAGCAGCGUCUUCUACGCCAUGUUUUAUGGCCCCCUAGCUGAGAAAGAAGACAUUACAAUUCCCGAUGUGAGCAGUGAAGACUUUGAGGCUUUCGUGAGAUACCUGUAUGGGGAGAAGCCUGAAGUGACACCUGACAACGCAACAACAAUGUUGUACCUGGCCAAGAAGUACGCUGUGGAGGGUCUCGAGCGUUUAUCCCUGGACUUCCUAGAGGGUUCUCUGUGCCCGGACACCGCCUGUGACGUCCUGGAACAAGCACACGGCUUCGACGAGGUGGGCCUCCACGCGACAGACACUACUAAUGAUGGCGAAGAAUGGAGAGGCAGUCCUCGACUCUCAGGGACUUCAAGAUCUAUGCCAAUGCUGUUUCCAUAAUGUGAUC
Molecule: messenger RNA, 799 nt
Organism: Haliotis rubra (blacklip abalone)
Lineage: Eukaryota; Metazoa; Mollusca; Gastropoda; Lepetellida; Haliotidae
Product: BTB/POZ domain-containing protein 6-A-like
Exons: 4
Coding region: 256-792 (178 amino acids)
Biological process (GO): neurogenesis
Cellular component (GO): cytosol
Molecular function (GO): protein binding
Source: RefSeq, a predicted model, not a curated record